Bipolaris oryzae ATCC 44560 is the source of this 1575-nucleotide messenger RNA. RefSeq lists its product as uncharacterized. The record is from RefSeq and is a predicted model, not a curated record. NCBI's taxonomy places the organism in Eukaryota, Fungi, Ascomycota, Dothideomycetes, Pleosporales, Pleosporaceae. Bases 1 to 1575 code for a protein of 524 amino acids. The transcript has a single exon.
AUGGCUUCUCUAGACUUUGAUCAGAAGUUUCUCGGUCGGAUAGCCAAACAGACAGAGGAGUCAAAUCCCUUCUUGUCAAGUGCCCUCUACCAGAUCUUGGGUCUGUCGGUGCUCCUAGCCCGCAGGCUCAUCCGUGCCAGAAAGCUCCGCAAGCUAGACACGAGCCGAGAUACUCCCUCACUCUCAGCCUACCAGCAUAUACUAUGGAUGUCCCGAGAGGGCCUGUCCAUACUCGAGCUAUAUGUCCUUCCCUAUGCUCAGGAUAACCAGCAUGGACCCGAGUGCAGAGUACUGAGCGUCAAGCUACGAGCAAGCUUCUAUCACAUCUUCUGCCUCUUCCACAACCAGCCACCCGUCACCGCAACCAACAUGGCAAGCACUGAUCCUCGCUACCCAGGCGCACCUCAGCCACUCUCACCCAAGAACGGCAAUGCUCAUGGUCGCACGACAGAAUCAGGUCUAUCGCCCCCUUCGAAGCGAGCGGGUAAACAACCGGUGCUGCGUGAGCCCGUCGAUUCUAUCGUGUCUGAGACAUCGUUUGUCACGAAUCCGUAUGCUGCAGGAGGUCCAGUUGGUACUCCCUCGCCAGGACCAACCAUCAACGCGCCUCCAGGCCUCAACCCUAUUCCUAUCCCACAGCCCUCGUCUUUCAUCCUUCCACCUCUCAACUUUGUGCCCUUGGCAAGUGGGUACUUUACGACAGCCACACAGUACGCCACUUCCUUUCUACCCGGGUCACAUCCUUUGAGAUUGUCCGUCGCGCUUGAGCACAGUGCAUUCUUGUGGGACUGUCUUCACGACCAUGACGGAUCCCGACGCGUCGCUCGACGUGCGAUUAAGGAUGUUUACCGCGCGCAGGAAGCCAUGGACGAUACCGAGUUUGAGGACGCUGCUGAGCUCGUGGGUAUUCUGGGACGAAUGAUGAAGCGUAAGAGCUGGGAAGGCACACCGCGCGUUGGGGGAAUGGCAAGUCCGGAACCUACUGCACAGCCUGCUGCACAAGCAAGCACCUCGGAAACAGCAACUCGAGCUACUGCCUCUUCCACACAACGUCCUCAGCAAAACAAUAAAAGGAUUGCCGAAGGACCCCCUCUGGCAGACGUCUUGAUACCCCCACGAUCAUCAAGUGCCACGCGUAGCCGAGCAAACACAGCGAGCAAGUCUACUCCACGCCAGAAAGAAAGCAGCAGUCACGAAGGGACACCAAAGCCGAGCUCGCGUCGGCGUUCGGGAAGCAGCAGCAGAGACGGCACUCCCCGCGCAAAACACGUCAGUGUAGAAAGCGGUGCGAGUACAACGCCUCGUGCGCCGCAAGGAAGUUCCAUUCGCUCGCCCACGACGCCAUCUACAGUUCGGACUUCACAUCGAACGUCGGGUAGUGCCGGCUCCUCGAAGGGAACACCGGUGGCAGGGACCUCAACGCCCUUGACCCAAAGUGCAGCUGCAACACUUGUUUCCGAAAACAUGCGCAACUCGCCAUCGCUCCGCCGCUCGCCCACCCUAUACCCACCCGAACAAUAUGGCCCGCGCUAUUCACCCUCGCAAGAGAGCUCAUAUCCGAGACAACGGAGGUGA